This is a messenger RNA of Cuscuta epithymum, 1705 nucleotides long. Lineage: Eukaryota; Viridiplantae; Streptophyta; Magnoliopsida; Solanales; Convolvulaceae. The record is from the annotation of a GenBank genome assembly.
AAUGCUACUCCUAUCAGUUACGGGCCAGGACUUAACGCAGCUUCUGCUCGGGGAUCAUAUUCUCUACAGCAGCAAUUAAUGGAUCCUGGUUUCUUCUCAUAGUGACUUUACAAUCGGAAGCAGACUCUCCCUUUUUCAACGUGUUAGAAUCGCCCAGUAAUCAUAUCUUUUUUGUAAUUCUCCUACUCCUAUCUAUGGUCUAUUUCGUGUGACUUCUGUUAUUCUUCAAUGGCAUUCGCGGCCGUCGUUAGAACUGUCUUAGCCAGUCCCUCUAAUUUCAAGCUUGCUUCUCCACUCCCCUUGUUUCGCAAGGCCCAAUUCCUCCAUUUUGCCUUCGCCAAGAGGCAGUGGUGUUCGCAAGCAUCUUUGUACCGUUCAUCACACCAAGUUGCUAGAUUUGGUGCUUGUCGGAUGGCUUCUUCUUUGUCAGGGGCUCAACAAACAUUUUCUCCAGCAUCCUUGACAACAAAUGAACCUGUUGUGUCGGUUGAUUGGCUGCACGCCAACCUCAGAGAUCCCGAUCUGAAGGUGCUGGAUGCAUCCUGGUAUAUGCCAGAUGAGCAGAGAAAUCCACUUCAAGAGUACCAGGUUGCCCACAUUCCAGGUGCGCUAUUCUUCGACUUGGAUGGCAUAGUUGACCGGACUACAAAUCUCCCACAUAUGCUACCAUCAGAAGAAGCAUUUGCUGCUGCGGUCUCUGCUCUUGGUAUUGAGAACAAAGAUGGGGUUGUUGUAUAUGAUGGUAAAGGGAUUUUCAGUGCAGCACGUGUUUGGUGGAUGUUUCGAGUUUUUGGGCAUGACCGAGUUUGGGUUCUAGACGGAGGCUUGCCAAGAUGGCGUGCUUCUGAAUAUGAUGUGGAAUCAAGUGCAUCUGGUGAUGCAAUUUUGAAAGCUAGUUUUGCCAGUGAUGCUAUAGAGAAAGUAUAUAAGGGACAUGCAGCUGGACCGAUCACAUUUCAUGCCAAGUUUCAGCCACAUCUUGUCUGGACACUUGAACAGGUCAGGAACAACAUUGAUGAAAAGACACACCAGCAUAUAGAUGCACGUUCGAAAGCUAGAUUUGAUGGGGUUGCACCAGAGCCUCGGAAAGGAAUACGUAGUGGACAUGUUCCUGGUAGCAAAUGCAUUCCCUUUGCACAGAUGUUGGAUGACUCACAAACGCUCUUACCUGCAGAGGAGCUCAAGAAAAAAUAUGACCAAGAAGGGAUUUCCUUGGACAGUCCUAUAGUAACUUCAUGCGGCACUGGUGUAACUGCUUGCAUUCUCGCCUUGGGACUCCAUCGGCUUGGGAAGGACGAUGUUGUGGUGUAUGAUGGUUCUUGGACAGAAUGGGGAGCAAAUCCUGAUACCCCUGUUUCCACUUCUGAUGAAGCUUAGAAGAUUUUGUGACAUAAGAUCUGAUAUGUUCACUUUUUAUUAUGUUUUAUACUCCGUAUAUACAUAUAUUGUAUGCAUAUUUCAGCAGUUUAACUGUCUUGACAGAAUGUUUCCAGUAAUUAAUAACACAUUCAGUAAAGUGCUGUUGUGGUUUUUCUUCUCCUCCCAAAAGAGGGUAAGAACAUUAGUGCCCUCAUACAUUGAGAGGAGGAAUGCAAUCCUUUCUUUUGUUCUGUAAUGGUACUUUUCACUAAUAUCUUUAAUAAGAAAUACUCCCUCCGUCCCCUUUUAAAUGGGACGGGAGAUGGUGGCACGAGUUUUAAGAAAA